GAAAACAUAAAAAAGUCAUAGGUUUGCUUGAAAAUGAAGUUUUCUUAAAUGGAUGUCAGGAAUGGUUACAGCAGCAAUCGCCAGAGUCCCGCUCUCCUAGGGCUCUAAAGAUGCAUAUUGAAGAAGCGAUAUUACCAAAAAUAGAAAAUGCCAAAAAUACCAUCUCAGAAAAAAUGUGUCGAAUAUAUAUGCAUGCUUUGGGGUACAAGUAUGAUGAGAGAAAAAAAGGUGUGUAUUAUGAUGGGCAUGAGCGGCCCGAUGUAGUGGCAUAUAGGAAAGGAUGGUUAGAAAGAAUGUUUAGGUACAAGAUGUAUAUGAAAGACUUUGUUGGUGAUAUGCUAGAGAUAGUAAUAGAGCCCGAACUCGAAUCUGAUGAAAGAGAACUGACCAGAAAAGAUGAAGAUGUUUUACGUCCAAAACACAUGGGACGUUCCAUAAUGGUUUCAGCUUUUAUGUGUCAAUGUCAUGGGGUUACUACACCUCCGGAUUUCUGUGAACAGCAAUCAAUUUUGGAAGAGGCGCUUAUUAAGGCAGGGCAUAUUUUUGAACGAUACCCAAAAUUCUACUGUGAAUGCAAUUUUAUUGAACGAUACUGGGGUUUCUUAAAACGGGAACUUAGGGCAUCAUGCAGCUAUAACUAUAAUGACUUACUAAGACGAAUUCCAGAAGUCCUCAACAGCGUCCCAACGUCAACUAUUCGAAAGUAUGUUACUCCUACCACACAUCACUUGGCUGCUUCAAUAUUAGAUCAAGUCCCAGUAGCAUCUCA
Molecule: messenger RNA, 769 nt
Organism: Dentiscutata heterogama
Lineage: Eukaryota; Fungi; Glomeromycota; Glomeromycetes; Diversisporales; Gigasporaceae
Source: the annotation of a GenBank genome assembly